Molecule: messenger RNA, 1962 nt
Organism: Aspergillus pseudonomiae
Lineage: Eukaryota; Fungi; Ascomycota; Eurotiomycetes; Eurotiales; Aspergillaceae
Exons: 2
Coding region: 699-1805 (368 amino acids)
Source: RefSeq, a predicted model, not a curated record
AACUAACCAUGGAAACCUCACAGUGAAGUCAUUGUAACGCUGUCCGAAGGCGUGAUCUAUUUGAACAAUAAGCCUAGGGGGUAACUGUCAAAAGCUAGGGCGUUAGAACCCAAAAGGAGCGUUGGUGUUAAAACACAAAUAGUACGUAGUCCCGAGCCGCAGUGGAGUCUGACCCAUAAUUUAUCCCAAUUCGACUUGGAGACAGAGGGGCCCGCUUUAGCGUGGGAACUUGGGAAGGGGAAAAGUCUGGAUGCCAAAGGAGCAGUUGGAUCUUUGGUUAUAAGCAAAUUUUGACCAUCUCUAAAGGUUUUCUUUUUCUUUUUCUUUAUUUUUUUUUUGUUUCCUCUUUACAUUGUGUAAAAUAAACGGGGAGGUUUGAGAAGACUUGAGGUUGCUUUGACUAUGUAAGUGAAGGUUAAGAGGAGGUAAACUUUGACUUGAUAAUCGUACGUUCGCAGCGCGGAUAAACAAGCGGGACACAUUGUGGCUGGUGAAGAGAAACAGCCACUGGCUGUGCUCUGUUUUCUACCGAGGUAUACUUGAUUCUUGGAUAUAAGGCUAAGGUCACUUCGACUGUCACUCCUCGACCUUGGGACUCAAUUGCGCGUUAUUCCUCUACCUUCCCAAUUCACCUCAACAUACCAUAACAAUAGAAAGGAAGUACAGGAAUAGAGAGGAAGGGAAAGAGAUAAAGAGAAAUGGCAGACCCUUUGAAACCUUUAGAUGCCGCACCCCGCACGAUUCCGUCGCCCGUAUCGCAAAAAACAUAUCCAGUCGCAGGAAUACUUACUACGGUAUUUGGCUUAAAUGAGUUACCUACCCAGGCUUCAGAGGUUGCGUGCCUUUGGCUGCUGCAUCCCAGACUAGCAACUAAAGAAAGGAUGGCGGGAAUUGCUGCCGCAGUCAUCACGGACUGGAAUAACCGAAUCAAGACUCGCCAUGCCAAUAGUAGCCAGUCUAUAAAAGGCCUAAUCGCCGUUGCUUUCGACCAGCGAAAUCAUGGCACGAGGCUGGUUGAUCCCACUGGAAAUGAGGCAUGGAGACAGGGCAACCCUCGUCAUGCGCAGGACAUGUUUUCCAUCUUUCAGGGCACUGCACGGGAUGUUUCCCUUUUGAUCGAUUAUCUCCCACCUUUCGUGUUUCCUCACUCCGAGCACAAGAUCACCGAAAACCUCGUACUUGGUAUUUCCCUAGGUGGACAUGCAGCGUGGAGCUGUAUUCUACACGAACCGCGUGUUACUACCGGUGUGGUUAUCAUUGGUUGUCCCGACUAUGUAAAUCUCAUGGCCGAUCGUGCGAGACUGUCGAAGCUCCCAGCAUGGACAAACAGUGACCCGCCAGGCUCCCAGUUCUUGGGUUCGGAGGCAUUUCCUGAGUCUCUCCUAGACGCCGUCCGUGAUUAUGACCCGGCCAGUCUGUUCUUGAGCUAUUUGGACACGCAGAAGAGUGUCGAGCCUCUGCGGAACCCUACCUUGCCGGAGCCGACGGAGAAAGAGAAGCAGGCUCUACAGCCGCUGUUGGCCCGCUGCCUAGCAGGCAAAAGGAUACUGAAUCUUUCUGGCGGUGUGGAUAAAUUGGUUCCGUACCAUCGAGGAGAGGCCUUCUUAACUUGGCUGAAACAAGCAGUUGCCCCCAACGGCUGGUUUUCCAAUGGUGCGGUGACUCUAGAGGAUGUUAUUGACGAGAGCGCGGCGCAUGAGGUGACGCCCAAGAUGGUUGACGAAGCAGUGCGGUUCAUUAGUGAUACUCUCGCAGCCACUGAGGAUUCAUUGAAGUCUGGAUUUGUUCGUGAAUCUAAGAUAUAACUGAAUUAUAGAGCGAGUUGAGUGCACAUAGACAAUGUGAUCCUGAUCAAUACCAUCUGUUACCAGCAUCUCUGUACUAACAUGCGCCCGAGCCCAUACCCCUCGAAGGAAGCGGUCUUGCCCACAGGCAUUGUUCCAUAUGGGGACGGUAUGUGGA